CACACAGCGAUGGCGCCUUUCCCGGACUUGGUGGGUGUACAUGAACCGCACCACUGGCAGCCUCAACGACCCCAACACAAACAACGCCACCACCUUCAACUCCUCCUCGCUCUUCACCACCCCGCCCCUGCGCGGGCGCUACCACGACGGCGGCUGCCGUACUGGAAGUGCAAUGCCGACAACACCAAGUGCCACGGCAUGUUCAUGUACACCUACGCCUCCGACAACGGCGGCACCUACAACCGCGGUGGUCAGGGUCUGGACAUUUCCCCCUACAACGGCGUUGUGCCUCGCUACUACUGGAACGUUGCCGUCAACCCCGACCCGUCCAAGCCGUACGUGGUCCUGGACAUGACUUCCAGCGGCGGCAAGAACCUGAUCAUGGAGGCCCACAAGAAGGUCGUCGACUACCACAUCAGCAUCAACGCUUCCAUCCCCGAGCCCUACGCCUCCACCUACCCCAGCCAGGCUGUCGUCGUGGUGUGGGACCCCCAGAUCCAGUGGACCGGCGGCGCCUGGCACUCGUACAAGAACGGCAUCUACGGCAGCCAGGUGUCCACCAACUACACCGACCCCCGCAACGCCGUGCCUGUGGCCUCCAUCAAGCCCUUCGCCGGCGAGAACGUCUGGGUGGCCAACGAGGCCUUCUCCGCUGUGCAGGGCUGGGCUGAGGGCUCCCUGAUCAUGGCCGAGAACGUGGUUACCCAGCUGGGCGCCGCCCGUCCCACCUUCAUCUCUACCCAGCGCCACGACUGCGUCCUGUACCCCAGCUACAACUACAACGCCACGCUGUGCGCGCUGAGCCUGAACCCGCUGGUCCAGGGUGUCACUCGCCGCCGUGCCGCCGCCGUCUCCGCCUCCGCUUCCAUCGCGUCGGAGACCCUGAAGGCCGCUGCCGCCGGCCUGUCGGGCGGCCGCAAGCUGGGCGCGUACUAAGCAACGCGCGAACCCGUCAUAAAACCCACUCAAUCAUGCAUGCUUUUAUAGCUAUGGCGGAAGAAGUCUCAUGAGACUUUGUAUGCACAUGUUGCUGUAAGUGGUGAUUACUAAGAUGAGCAUAUGAUGUAGAUGGCAGUACCGGGUCCGCACAAAGUGAGUAGUGUAAAUAGUUACGGGGCGAAUGUUCUGUUCAUCUUUCUGUUCCAACGGGUUCCAAUGCUGAGUGUGUCUGGAGCUCAAGGACUCUCCAGGUUUUGCGCUACGGACGCCGGAUGUUAUGCGUGCGUGCCACGCACGAUGGUAGCAGCGGGUUUUACCCCGGGGCAAUCGUGUCAUAAGCCAGUGUCUUACAGCGACCGGAUUUCAGUCCGUGUCAUAUUACAGUAUCUUAUCUUGGCGCGGAGACUCACCCAAGGGCCUGCGCUUGCACGUAGUUUGCUUGUGAUAGUUCCUGCUUUCCCGUGUUGUUCUCCUGCCCUUUGUAUCAGUAGCUUGCGGCUGGGGCGUUGCCUGCUGUACAUCCACCCAGACGGUGUAGCCCUGAUGUGGUGUCGCACAACGCGGAAGUUGAGCGGGACCAGGCGGUCGUAUGCCGGCUGUGGUGGUACCGGAUCGCUUCCGUUGAGGGCGUCGCCGCGGGGGCCUCGCCACCUGCAUGCGGUGUGGACUCAGCCUCGUCCGCCGCCCCGUUGUAACUAAGUCUCAUCU
Messenger RNA from Chlamydomonas reinhardtii, 1647 nucleotides. RefSeq lists its product as uncharacterized. Lineage: Eukaryota; Viridiplantae; Chlorophyta; Chlorophyceae; Chlamydomonadales; Chlamydomonadaceae. The record is from RefSeq and is a predicted model, not a curated record. Bases 10 to 936 code for a protein of 308 amino acids. The transcript has 11 exons.